AAAAAGACGGAGAGAGGCCGUUGCAUUUUCCGGCGAGACGACGCUUCCACGGACGGAUUAGUCAAUCAUCGGUCGCUUAUUUCUCCGCUUCCUCUGGCUUUGUGAUUCGAGUAUUUGUCUCACCAAACCGUUGCUAAAAUGGCUUAUUCAAGGAACGUUUAUGAUAAUAAUGGUGCUGGAUUAGAAGAUACUGUGUAUCGUUACUUGUGUCCUGUGAGGAAAGCAGGGAGUAUUAUUGGGAGAGGUGGUGAAAUUGCAAAGCAGAUUAGGUCUGACACGAAAGCAAACAUGAGGAUAAACGAGGCUAUACCGGGUUGUGAUGAGCGUGUUGUUACUAUAUAUUCUAAUAGCGAGGAGACGAAUCGUAUUGAAGAUGAUGAGGAUUUUGUCUGUCCUGCUUUUGAUGCUCUUUUCAAGGUUCAUGAUAUGAUUGUUGCUGAAGAAUUUGACAAUGAUGGUGAUUAUGAUGACGAUGAUGAGUAUAGUGAGAAACAAACAGUUGUUACUGCGAGGAUGCUUGUGGCUUCGGAUCAAAUUGGUUGCAUUAUUGGGAAAGGCGGAGAGGUUAUCCAAAAACUGCGUAGUGACACUAAUGCUCAGAUUCGUGUUAUCAAUGAUAAUCUUCCCAUUUGUGCUUUGGCUUUGAGUCAUGAUGAGCUUCUUCAGAUAAUUGGAGAUCCUUCUGCUGUUAGAGAAGCUCUUUACCAAGUUGCCUUUCUGCUUUAUGAUAAUCCGUCACGCUUUCAGAACUACUUUCUGUCUUCUUCUAGUACCCUGCAGCAUCAACCUGGUGGAAUUCUAAUGAGUCCUGCAAUAACGAGUUCUCACAAAAAUUACUCUGCACCAAGAGAUGCUGCCGAUGCAAGAGUGUUUUCUAUCUGCUUCAUAUGUCCAGCUGAAAAUGUUGGAGGUGUAAUAGGAAAAGGUGGCUGUUUCAUUAAUCAGACUAGGCAAGAAUCUGGUGCGACCAUCAAAGUCCAUACCCCAGAAACUGAUGAAGAUGAUGAUUGCAUAAUUUUCAUAUCAGCAAAGGAGUUCUUCGAAGAUCAAUCCCCAACGGUGAAUGCAGCCUUACGCUUACAAACGCGAUGCAGUGAGAAUGUGGGGAAAGAUUCAAGUGAUUCUGCCAUCUCUACUCGUGUACUUAUUCCAAGUUCUCAAGUAGGGUGUCUCAUUGGAAAAGGUGGAGCUCUUAUAUCCGAGAUGAGGAGUGUCACAAAAGCGAACAUCCGCAUUUUUCAAGGCGAAGAUGUACCAAGAAUUGCUCGUGAGAAUGAGGAGAUGGUCCAAAUAACAGGAAGUCUUGAUGCAGCAAUCAAAGCUCUUACGCAAGUGAUGCUGCGAUUAAGAGCCAAUGUAUUUGACAUGGAUCGUGGUCUUGUCUUGCUUCCAACUUUCUUUCCUUAUAUUUCUCAAACAAUAGAGACUUCAAGCAAGCCUAGGCACAGAAAAGGCGAGAACCAUCCUCAUGGUUCCGAGGAAAUUGCUAGGAAUGAAGACUAUGGUAGUCAAAUGAACUUAAAGUCCCCAAGAAGAAACCGAAUCUGGUGGAAAUUUUAUCUCUUGACCCCACCACUGGAUCUCUCUCCUCUCUCUCAAUAUACAUUCAUCAGAGUACAGAGUAAAAACGAAACACAAGAAGCAAUUAUGAAGAAUUGUGAGAGAUUCGCUAAUCUCGCUCUCGCAGGUUUGACAUUGGCACCACUCGUUGUGACAGUAAAUCCAAAUUUGAAUGUUAUUCUCACAGCAUGUAUCACUGUUUAUGUUGGUUGCUUUCGUUCCGUCAAGGAUACUCCUCCAACGGAGACGAUGUCUAAAGAACAUGCCAUGCGUUUCCCAUUGGUUGGGAGUGCUAUGCUUCUUUCACUUUUCUUAUUGUUCAAGUUUCUCUCAAAGGACUUGGUCAAUGCUGUUCUAACAGCUUACUUCUUUGUUCUUGGGAUUGUCGCUCUUUCGGCGACAUUGUUACCAGCCAUAAGAAGAUUUUUGCCAAAUCCUUGGAAUGACAAUCUCAUCGUCUGGCGUUUUCCUUAUUUCAAAUCUUUGGAGGUAGAGUUCACAAAGUCCCAAGUUGUUGCCGGAAUCCCUGGAACGUUCUUCUGUGCGUGGUAUGCGUGGAAAAAGCAUUGGCUAGCUAACAAUAUUCUCGGCCUUUCCUUCUGCAUUCAGGGAAUUGAGAUGCUCUCUCUUGGAUCAUUCAAGACUGGUGCCAUCCUUUUGGCUGGACUAUUUUUCUAUGAUAUCUUCUGGGUUUUCUUUACUCCGGUUAUGGUUAGUGUUGCCAAAUCCUUCGAUGCUCCAAUAAAGCUUUUAUUCCCUACGGGUGAUGCUCUUAGACCCUAUUCUAUGCUUGGUCUUGGUGAUAUUGUCAUUCCAGGUAUUUUUGUUGCACUAGCUCUAAGGUUUGAUGUGUCAAGACGUAGACAACCACAAUACUUCACAAGUGCAUUUAUCGGAUACGCUGUUGGUGUUGUCCUCACGAUUGUAGUCAUGAACUGGUUUCAAGCAGCCCAGCCUGCUUUGUUAUACAUUGUCCCAGCCGUAAUUGGGUUCUUGGCUUCUCACUGCAUUUGGAAUGGUGACAUCAAACCGUUACUGGCGUUUGAUGAAUCAAAGACUGAGGAACCAAAGACUGAUGAAUCAAAGACUAGUGAGGAGAGGACAUGGAAGGAUAUGAACAGUGAGAGGCAAAGAAUAGUAGAUGAUGAUGAUGAUAAAGUUAUGAACAACGAGAGCCAAGGAACAAGCACGUAUCAGAAAUCAAACAAAAUGAGAGUACUAAGGGAAGGCCAAAGUGGUGGUGGUGCCAAUGAGGGAGCCAAAGCGGAGAAGACUGUAUUUGAGGUUAAACUGGAGUCUUUCGAGGCAUGUGCGAAAAUCAAGAUCAUUAUGGAGGUAAGGAGAAUCACUGGUGUGGGUCUUAAGGAUGCUAAGGAAUUGGUGGAGAAGGCUCCUACGGUUGUGAAAACAGGAGUAUCCAAAGAAGAAGGAGAGGAGAUCGUUGAGAAGUUGAAGGCAAUUGGUGCAAAAGCUGUUUUGGAAUUGGUGGAGAAGGCACUUGGUGCCAAUGAGGGAGCUAAAGUGGAGAAGACUGUGUUUGAGGUUACACUGGAGUCUUUUGAUCCAUGUGCGAAAAUCAGGACCAUUAAAGAAGUAAGGAUUUUCACUGGUGUGGGUCUUAAGGAAGCUAAAGAAUUGGUGGAGAAGGCUCCUAUGGUUUUGAAAAAAGGAGUUUCGAAAGAAGAAGGAGAGGAGUUCGUAGAGAAGCUGAAGGCAGUUGGUGCUAAAGCUGUUUUAGAGUCGGUGACAGUGAAUUACUUUCUACUUUUGAAAUUCAACAUGUACUCGUCGUCGUCGUCAUCUUCUUCUAUUUUUCUUCAAUUCCCACCGGCGAGAACAACCACCGCGUCUCCAUUUAUUCUCCGCCGUAGCUCUUACGUGUUUCACACCAGGAAGCGAGGACCUCGUUUUAAACGACAGCUAGUGAAUUCGUCAAUUUUCCCUCCGCCGUUUGAUAUCAGCGUUCCUCUAGAUGCUUCCUUAGCUUCAUUUGUCGCUUCAGGCUUAGCGGGUUUUUUAUCGUCGAGGUUAUUUGGAAAGUCUUUAGAGAAGAUUAGUGAUACAAAAAGAAGAUCAAUCGUUGAUGAUGUUGUUGGGGAAUGGAUUCUCUUCACAACUCCUACGCCGUUUAACAGAUUUGUUCUUCUUCGUUGCUCUUUGUUCUCCUUUGAUGAUGACUCUGACAAGAGUUUAAGCGAUAGACUCCUCACAGAGGAGAGGCAUUUCGUUACUUUGGAUACCGGCAAGAUUAUUGUAUCGGCUUCGGAUGAGAAGACUCCUCCGUUGGAGUAUCAGAGGGUUUGUAUCACUACAGAGGACGGAGGAGUUGUUUCCCUUGAUUGGCCGGCUAAUUUGGACAUUAGGGAGGAGCGUGGGAUGGAUACAACGGUGAUUUUGAUCGCGGGAACGCCGGAAGGUAGUAUGGAUGAAGGCGUUCGAUCGUUUGUAUGCGAAGCUCUGAGGCGAGGCGUGUUUCCUGUGGUCAUGAAUCCUAGAGGUUGUGCUGGUUCGCCUCUCACUACACCUCGGUUAUUUACAGCUGGUGAUAGUGAUGAUAUAUCCACAGCUUUGCGAUUCUUAACCAAGACAAGGCCAUGGACGACUCUUACGGCUGUUGGCCGAGGAUAUGGUGCAAAUAUGUUGACAAAAUACCUGGCAGAAGCUGGUGAAAGAACGCCUCUUACAGCUGCUGUAUGCAUUGAUAAUCCCUUUGACCUUGAGGAGAUCACACGAACAUCUCCAUAUUCUACUAGUUUGGAUCAACAGCUUACAAGUGGAUUAGUAGAGAUACUAGUGGCAAACAAGGAGCUUUUUCAAGGCAGAGCAAAAGCCUUUGAUGUUGGAAAGGCUUUGUCUUCAAAAUCAGUUCGCGAAUUUGAUAAGGCCUUGUCCAUGGUGACAUAUGGUUGCGAGAGUAUAAAAGAUUUCUAUUCCAGUUGUGCCACCAGAGAUGUGAUUGGGGAAGUAAAAGUUCCUGUCCUCUUUAUACAGAAUGACGAUGUAGUACCACCGUAUACAAUACCACGAAGUUCAAUAGCUGAAAACCCAUUUACAAGCCUGCUUAUGUGCUCUUCUUCACCAAAUCUGAUCCAUGGACGUACAGUGGCCGUGUCUUGGUGCCAGGACCUUGCGAUUGAGUGGUUGACUGCUGUAGAACUUGGGCUUCUGAAAGGUCGUCAUCCACUUUUGAAAGACGUGGAUAUUACUGUUAACCCUUCAAAGGGAUUAGUUUUUUCGGAAGCCAAAGCACCUGAAAAAAGUAUCGGUGCCAAGAAGCUCGUACAGCCAGCCGACGAAAAGAUGGUGAAUGGUUACCAUGUUGAUCCUUUCAGAGAAACACUUGAAGACAGUGACAUCAGCCCAAACUCGAAUUUGUCGUCUGGAAUAGAUUUAGAAAAGAAUGUCAAAAGCGAUUUUGGAUCUGAUGAAACAGAAAAUGGUAGAGUUUCAACAAGCAGUCUUGUUGAAGUUGAAUCAAUCGAAGAUAAUGAGUCCAAUGUAGAAGAAAGUGAUAGAGGUCAGGUGUUGCAGACUGCAGAAGUGGUUGUGAACAUGCUAGAUGUAACCAUGCCUGGCACCCUAAAAGCUGAAGAAAAGAAAAAGGUUAUGGAUGCUGUUGGUCGAGGAGAGACAGUUCUAACAGCACUGCAAGAUGCCGUGCCAGAAGAAGUUCGGGAGAAGCUUACAACAGCAGUAACUGGGAUCUUGCAGUCAGGUGGCACUAAAUUAAAUCUUGAAAAGCUUAAGCUUCCUAGUAUAGCACCAGGAUUGAAGAAAGCGGAGGAAGCAAGGAAAGAACCAUCAAGUGCCAUAGGUCAAAAAGAUUCUCAUUCUCCUGAUCCGAUAGAUAAGAGCGAUGGUUUGGUGAGUGGCUCAGAUGAAACUGUUAGUGGCUCGGAUAAUUCUCCAGGUGGAAUAGAACUAGAGCAUUCCCCUUCCAAGAUUUCCCAGAAAAACGGUGAUUCUGGAAAGUCCCAACCCGUCGACAGUGAUCAAGAUGAUAGUCUUGGAAAUUACGAGUCACAUACCAAUGAAAAGACCAGUGCAGCUGAUGAUUCUGAGAUGGCUUCCGAAGCAAAAAGUGAUAUUGCCAACCAGGGGCCAGUUGGCGCAGAGGAUGUCACUAAUAGUGAUGACAAAGUGGACCAAGGUUCUGGAGUAGCUACGCAUCAAAGACAGCUAGAAACUAAUAAAAACGAUGAGAAAGGAGCACCAAUUGCCAGUGAAAAAUCCAGUGUAGCUGAUGCUUCCGAGAAGGCUUCAGAUGCAAAAAAUGAUAGUACCAAUCCACAGCCAGUUGGUGCAGACGAUAUAACUAGUGAUGGGGACAAAGUGGACCAAGGUGCUGUACUAGCUCAGCAACAAAGAAAGGAGGAAACUAAUAAAAAUGAUGAGAAUGCAAAACAGUCUGCCACAGAUCAAAACAAGGUGACAUCUACCGACAAUGAAGGAGAUGCUGGAAAAUCUUCUGCUUCACAGCCUGUAGAGAAAGACGAAAGUAAUGAUCAGAGCAAAGAAACCAAAGUUAUCCAGCCUGUAUCAGACCAAACUAAGCCAGCAAUUCAGGAACCAAAUCAGCCCAAAUUUAAUGUUUCCGACGCAUUUGAGGCAUUGACGGGGAUGGAUGAUUCAACUCAGGUAGCUGUCAAUAGUGUUUUUGGUGUGCUCGAAAACAUGAUUACUCAGCUGGAUGAAGAAAAAAAAGAAGGAAAUGAGGUAAGUGAUGAGAAGAAUCUCAAGGAUGAGAAGACUGUCACGAAUGAGGUAAUGUCCUUAUCUGAAGAGGAAAUUCCCUCCAAGAGGGAAACUGAAAGCCUUAUGCCCUCUGAAAAAUCUCAAGAUCCUGCAUGCAGUGUGAAUGAAACUGAAAAAUGUUCUGACAGUGAAAAGGUAACUGGGGUAAUGACUGAAAAACAUUUGGGCAGAGAUGAUGUGAUUGGUAAGCAUUCACCGAAGAUUCUUCCUGAAAGAAUUACAGAUUCUGUCGAAAAAUCUUCUAAUGAUGGAUACCUUGGGGAGGAACUUUCAAAAGAAAAGAUUGCAAAACAGUUAGACUUAAAUACAACCACUGCUCUCAUGCUUGACUAUUAUCCAGAGGAAGGUAAAUGGAAACUCCUUGAUCAACAACCAGAACACUUGGGUGAUAACUAUUAUCCAGAGGAAGGUAAAUGGAAGCUACUAGAUCAACAACCAGAAUACUUGGGUAACGUUGCUGACAAUGCAGCAGCCAGCAGAGAUACGCACAAAAAUGUUCAGGUUCAUUCCCUUAGUGUAGGUAAUGAAAAGAACAUCAUUGAGCCUUCAUAUGUGAUAUUGGACCAUGAAAAAGAGUUAGAGCUCUCUGAAAUGCAUGAUGCAGCAGACAAUCAAAAUGAUGGUCCUCACAAAUUAGACGAAGGAUGUGAGGAACUAGAGCACCUCAUUAAAGUUAUUGUAUCAGACUCUUUGAAUGUAGAAGUUCAACGCCGGAUGGGUUCAGCUGGCAUGAGGCAAAUUGAGUCUCAACUCAGUCGAGAUAUAAAAAUGGUGGCAAAGACAUUUUCUUAUGCUGUUGUAUAUGAAGAGCCUACUUGGACUUUCAAAAGGAACAGCAAAACUUCCAAUGGCCCUGCUGGAAAAGUUGGUAAACUUCAUGGGGACGCUAUCAUUAGGGCAAUUGCAUCUGCUGUCCAGGAGGCGCAUUUUCUCAGACAAGUACUGCCUAUUGGUGUUGUUGUUGGCUCUGUUUUAGCUGCUUUGAGAAAAUAUUUCGAUGUAUCUACAACAACCAGCAAUGCUAAGAGAGAUACUGUCCCGGGUAGAACACAAAAGUACGAGAACAAUGGUGUAAAGCCGAGUGUUGUGCCAGACAAAAUUAGCCAAGAGACCGAACAAAACAACUCGAGCAUUGGAGAAAUGGUGGAAUCUGGCCUGAAAAAAUUUAACAAUGAGGGUGUCAUGGUUGGUGCUGUAACCGCUGCUUUGGGAGCAUCUGCUAUGCUGGUUCAACACGAGGAUCCACAAAAAGGCGGCAUCAUGUCAAAAUCAUCGGAGAAAGAUAGUCAAAUUAAAGAAUCUGGAAAACUUGAUCAGAACAGUAUAGUGGCAAGUUUUGCUGAGAAAGCCAUGUCCAUAGCUGGUCCUGCUGUUCCAACAAAGGAAACUGGUGAAGUGGAUCAGGAUAGGAUUGUGGCAAUGUUGGCAGAUUUGGGUCAGAGGGGUGGCAUAUUGAGGUUAGUUGGAAAACUUGCUCUGCUUUGGGGUGGCCUUCGUGGUGCUAUGAGUUUAACUGAUAGGCUAAUCCAGUUUUUGCGCAUGGAUGAAUGGCCCUUGCUCAAGAGGGCUGUGGGCUUUAUUGGCAUGGUGCUCGUGUUAUGGUCACCGGUUGUGAUUCCAUUGCUUCCAACACUUCUCCAGAGCUGGUCCACAAGUAAUCCUUCUAGAGUGGCGGAACUAGCUAGUGUAGUUGGUCUCUAUGUUGCUGUAUUCAUUCUUGUUAUGCUGUGGGGAAAAAGAGUACGGAAGUAUGAAAACCCAUUCAAGCAAUAUGGGCUUGAUUUUAAGGCAUCAAACAAAGAAAAGAUUCAAGAGUUUUUAAAGGCCUUUGCAGGGGGCAUCACAGUCGUUCUACUAAUACAGUUCAUAAAUGCAAUAUCAGGAGCUGCGAUUUUUUCUCGACCGCCAUAUUUUCCACAUCCUUUUGAUGCCAUGAAGUGUCUUAAGGGAUGUGGGCAAUUUCUUCUGCUGAUAAUUAGAGGAUUUACAGCUGCGACAUUUGUUGUGCUUGUGGAAGAGUUGCUCUUCAGAUCAUGGAUGCCUGCCGAGAUUGCUAUAGACCUGGGCUACCAUCAAAGCAUUAUCAUUACAGGACUCAUAUUUGCCUUGUUCCAAAGAUCCCUGAGAUCAAUUCCAGGGUUAUGGCUUCUGUCAUUGGCGCUUGCUGGGGCUCGUGAAAGAAGCCAAGGAAAUCUAAUUGUUCCAAUUGGGUUGCGGGCAGGAAUCAUAGCAACAAGCUUUAUACUACAGUCAGGUGGAUUCCUCACCUACAACCCAAGUUCCCCGGUUUGGAUUGCAGGGAGCCGCCCUUUACAGCCUUUUAGUGGAGUGGUUGGUCUUAUGGUCUCUUUGGCGUUGGCACUCAUUCUUUAUCCGAAACCUUCUCCUGAAACCAAGAUGCUGAAAUAUAAUUAAGAAGAAGGCAAACAAUACGAAGCGACAUGUUGUGCUCAUGCCCUUUCUGAGAUUUGCAGAGUGAAACUGAUUUACUAUGCACAGAAGAAUAAAAAAAGAAUAGGCGAAAGUAUAAACAAUGAGGACAGAAGAAGAGCUUUGGAUCUGCAUGCUUGUAAGUAGGACGCAUAAGACCCCCUUGUGUACAUCUUCUGUACCUGAUAGAAUAUAUGUUUUUACAAAGU
Messenger RNA from Arabidopsis arenosa, 8954 nucleotides. The record is from the annotation of a GenBank genome assembly. NCBI's taxonomy places the organism in Eukaryota, Viridiplantae, Streptophyta, Magnoliopsida, Brassicales, Brassicaceae.